Hyla sarda is the source of this 6976-nucleotide messenger RNA. RefSeq names its product leucine rich repeats and calponin homology domain containing 3 (gene LRCH3). The coding region runs from base 109 to 2526 and encodes 805 amino acids. The record is from RefSeq and is a predicted model, not a curated record. NCBI's taxonomy places the organism in Eukaryota, Metazoa, Chordata, Amphibia, Anura, Hylidae. Gene Ontology annotation, molecular function: protein binding. The transcript is spliced from 22 exons.
AGGCAAGCUUUGGACAUCAUGCCGGGCAUGCGCGUUACGUCCUGUCCCUGCCCCUGGCUCGCGUUUCCCGUCAGCUUGGUUGCGCAGGCUCACUGAAGAGUCGGUGUGAUGGCGGCCGCGGUGUUGGCCGAAGGCUCGGCGGUGCCCGGUUAUACUGGCGUUAUUCAUAACGGUCAUGCAGUGCCCUCUACCUCUGGAACUAGUGUGGGGCCUGCAGCUUGGAACCGUUCACUAGAAAGGGCUCUCGAGGAGGCUGCGGUGACCGGGUCCCUGAAUCUAAGCGGCAGGAAAUUGAGAGAGUUUCCGCGGAGCGCAGCGAGACAGGAUCUAAGUGACACAACACAAGCGGAUCUGUCUCGGAAUAGAUUAUCUGAGGUUCCUGCCGAAAUCUGCAACUAUGUUUCUUUGGAGAGCCUAAAUCUUUACCAGAACUGUAUCCGCUAUGUGCCGGAGGCCACUCUCAACUUACAAGCCUUAACCUUCAUUAAUCUCAGUCGGAACCAACUGACUUCACUUCCUGGGCAUCUCUGCAGCCUUCCACUCAAAGUACUUAUUGCAAGUAACAACAAGCUUGACUCAUUGCCAGAGGAGAUCUGUCAUCUGAGGCAUCUGACUGAGCUGGAUGUAAGCUGCAAUGAGAUCCAGACACUUCCUCAGCAGGUUGGUAAAUUAGAAUCCUUACGGGAUCUCAACAUUAGGAGAAAUCACUUGGUGCGGUUACCAGAAGAACUUGCAGAUUUACCAUUGGUGAGACUGGAUUUUUCUUGCAACAAAGUGACCAGUAUCCCAGCAUGCUAUCGAAAUCUUCGUCACCUCCAAACCAUUGUCUUGGAUAAUAAUCCCCUCCAAACCCCUCCAGCACAGAUCUGUAUCAAAGGUAAAAUCCAUAUAUUCAAAUACCUAAACAUAGAGGCUCUCAAGAAUGCUUCAGAGCUCCCAGAGUUUGAUCGAAGACCCUUAGGGUUUAGUUCUUGCCAUGAUGAUGUGUAUCCUGGCCGUACGUAUGGUGCUUUGGACUCUGGAUUUAACAGUGUUGACAGUGGUGAUAAAAGAUGGUCUGGAAAUGAGCCCACAGAUGAAUUUACAGAACUUUCUUUUCGAACAACGGAUGCAAAUAGAGAGCAGAGGCUUCGAAGAGAUCAUCAAAACCAAGAUUCCAGGGGCAGUUCACUCAUUGCAAAUGGAGGAGUGGAGCACGACUUGGAUCAGAUAGACUACAUAGAUAGUUAUACUACAGAAGAAGAAGAUGAAGAUGUGAGGCACUCCAGAGGAGACAGUCUAAGCUCACAGUUCAUGGCAUAUAUAGAAGAGAGACGAGUGUCACAUGUGAGCUCCCCUUCUAAACAGACACAAGCAAGAGAACAGCAAAGGUCAGAGGAGUCUAGAGGACACUUAUACCACAACAGAACCCAAGAGGAACUGAAGAGACCUGAAUCUUUGAGUUUAAUACAAAGUAAACACAGACAACCGUCCCCACGCAGACAAAGUGACAGAUCCCAGGUAGAUGCUUCGUAUCUUCUAUCAUUGUCAAAUAGUCCAAAGCAGACAAAAUCAGACAGACAUAGAAGAGAGAUUUUAGAAAGCACCAGGAGAGAGGCACAACUGGCGGCUCAACAAUACGAAGAGGAGAGGAUAAGAGACAGGCUUGUACAUACAGACUCUUUAAAACAGAGAACAUUGAGUCCAGAGAAGCAGAGUCCACUGGACAGUGAGUGUCCCCUCCCAUCCAGACGCUCCCAGCAUACAGAUGAUAGUGCCCUUUUAGUGAAUGGCUUUGAGCCACACUUUGUCUUUGAGAUUGACAAUAACACCAAUACCAUUAAAAGGAGGCCAGGAAGCCACAUGCAGAGUGAUGAGAGGUCCUCGCUGACUCCCAUAUCACCCACUUCUCAGACUGUACAUUUGUCAUCACCAUCUAUUACGUCAUAUCGAAGCUCUCCUCAGCGUCCAGAAAGUUUCUUAUUCCGGGCUGCUGUUCGAGAAGAUGUCAAGAGAAGUAACACACCACCUCCUCCUCCUACUAGUGAUAGUACAAACUCCAGAUCAGAACACCGUUUCAAAGUUAGACAAGAGGAAUUAGAAGUCACAGAGCAACUAAGAAAGAAUAUAGAGUCGCGGUUAAAGGUAUCCCUUCCCAGUGACUUGGGAGCUGCUCUCACCGAUGGUGUGGUUUUGUGUCAUUUAGCCAACCAUGUUCGACCAAGAUCUGUGCCGAGUAUACAUGUUCCAUCACCUGCAGUUCCAAAGCUCAAAAUGGCAAAAUGCAGGAGAAAUGUGGAAAAUUUCCUUGAAGCCUGUAGGAAAAUUGGUGUUCCCCAGGACAAAGUUUGUCUCCCUUCAGACAUUCUCCAGCUAAACCUCUGCAGCGUUAAGGGGACUCUGGAAAGUCUCCUCUCCUUUGGAGAAGGCUCACAAGCACCUGCUCUUUCCUUCCACUUCCUGGGCUUUGGGGUUUUCUACUGCACCCUUAUGCUUCUCCUCUUCAUGCUCUAUAGCUGGUUUCUUACCUUCUGGACCCAGGCAUGAAGAGAAAGGGGGAUCAGCUUACUAACUGUUGAUGGGGUGGGUUUUUUCUUGAUCCUGCAACUAUUAAUUCUUCUGUAAAACUCUGAAGCACAACAUCAGUGUUAACACUUUACUGUGAAAUAUUCCUGAACUGUAAUCCAGGGCCAAUGAACAUUAUUACCCAUGGAUGCAAAUAUUACAACCUCUACAUCUGUGAGCUAAGCUGCACAGCCAGCUUUAACUACUGCAUAGCCAAAUAAUAACCUGCUGGUGUAACCUUUGACCAAUAGCUGCAUAAUGUGGUUAUACACAGUUUGAGGCAAAUGCUUAAUUUUACAUUAAGAAGAAAGGAACACCUUAUAAACAAAAGAGCAAAUGGACUGAAGGUCUUCGGUUUAGCAUCUAAUUUCUCAAGCUGGCUGCACCCUUUAUGUGCCUUCAUGCCAAUGUGGCCAGUAGUUGUUUUCAAAGUACGAUAAAAAAAAAAUGGUUGCAUUCUGAGGACACAUGGGAAUACCCUAUACCAAAGGCUUACUAGUCUGACUGAAAUGAAGACUAACAAAAAGGGCUCAAUUGUAUUAGCACAUGCCGUCACAGCAGGAAUACUAAAUUGAACGUUCUAGGCUCAUAAGAAAUACUUAUACCUAUACACCUAUAUAACCUAGAAUGGAGUGCGGCUCUAUAAGAACCAUUUCUAAUGGACACAGCCAAUCCAUUCAUCACAUGGUCGACCAUUGAUUUGAAUGACUGGCAUGUUCCAUUUUAACAGCUGAUCUUUCUUAAUAAUGUUUGUUUCCAUGAAACAACCUAUUAAUGGACUUAUGAGACAGCGAAGCUUUAAAUAAAGAUACAGCCCCAUUACCUAGAUCAGGAUUCUGAUGCUUUCUUAGUACUUGUGGUUGAGUUUCAGGAGCCUUUGACUGAAUGACUCUGCUACCAAUUCUAGACUCAUAUAACCUUUUCAGUGUUUGGUGCCUCCUGCUGUUUUCAACAGUAUCCAGCAACAAUAUGACUUAAAGACCAAAUGUCCUCUGAUAUAUAGGGAUCAAGUAUGGGCCAGAUUUCGAUUUUAACCUGUCUGAUCCCUUGUUUGUUUCAAGGAUAAGCUAGAGGUUUAUAUUCCUGUUGCCACUGAAAGAACAUGGAUGGAGUUACGAAACCUGUUGGUUGACAAGUAUCUUAAUUUAUAGUAUACACAUUAUUAAUCUGACAAACCUAUUGAUCUGUAAUGGAUAAUAUGUUCACACCACGUUUGGAGUAUAAAUUGGGUGUACACACUAGUGAAAGCACAUGUCAUGAUGACAGAAGCAGUAUGAAAUGGUGUAGUAGACUAUUCCAUACAAAGGUAUAUUUUGCGUUUUCUUUUCCCCAACUUGUGCUCCACAGGUGAUGUUAACAGAGCCUAAGAGGGAUCUUCUUAGAUGUGAAAGAUGCCUGUUUGCUAUUGCUAAUUUACAUUGAUGAGCCACUGAGAGUGCACGUGUCCUUUUUCAUAAUCAGUCCUCUGUAGCCCAAUACUGUAGCGUAAUCUCCAUGCAGAUAAUCUGAGGACUGUGUAUGGUGAACUCCAUCUAAAAUCCUUCUUUGGCAUUGAGGGUUAAUAAAGAUUUUGCUCAGUGGUGUUACUUUAUAUGUUGUUUUACCUUUGCUAGAGCAGACUAGGUGUCUCAAUAGGCCUAUUUAACAAUGAAGCCAAAGCAGUGCUGCACCUAUUUCACACUUGGCUCAUCAACUUGUAUGUGUGAUACAUAUAUUAACAACUAAUGCUUGUUCCUCUGAAACACUAGGCUGUGUAUUUAUGCAUUAAAGCAAUAGAAAGUACUCUUGAAGUACAUUAAGCUAAAAUUGAUUGCAAGAUAGCUAUAUGCAGUGUAGACAAAAUAGCAGGCUUGAUGCAUCACACUCUACCUCAACUGAGAAGAUUAAUGUCAAGCACCGUGCUAUACUAUUUAAUGCAUCUGUACAAACUCAGGCCCCAUUCCGUUCACUUUACAUUUUGUGCCCUCCAUCAGGCUGUACGUCGCAUCCUGUCAAAAAGGGAUGUCAAUGUCCAGCCGUUGCCAGUAGGGCCAUAGACUUCAACGGUACAAACACAGUCUAAUUGUGACUAUUUACAGUCCAUUUCCCAAACAUACACUGUGCGGGACUCCAUAUGGUAAACCAUAUUUUUUAAUCCUGCACAUGCAGAAUAUACUUGUGGGACAUAAACCGAGCUUGGUAACAAUUAGACGAAAAUUGAUUCAUUGAAGUCUAUGGGCCUGUUGGAACAUUUUGGAAUGCACAUUGGCAUCCUUAUGUGACAGAAUACAUAUGUACAGCUUGGCAGAGGGCUUAACUAAAAUGAACCUCCCCCAGAAUGGUGUCAAGCACUGUUCUAAAAUUGAAUGAUUUACAAAGCUACAUCAUAGGAAUGUAAUAGCUGGACAGGUUUAAGCAGAAUUUUAGCAUUUAAACCCAGGUAACUUUGAUUGGAAACAUUUGAUUUAUCUCUGAAAUGAGGACAGAUUGUUUUUCAGUUGUUUUUUUAAUUAUAUAUAUAUAUAUCUUAUUGAGAUGUAUUGUAACUGGAUGAGACCAACUGAGAGGCUUGUCUGCCUUAUCUAACCAUAUCAGUGCUGCAAAAAGGUUCUGUUAGGUUAGAAGCUUUAGGCUGGGGCUACACUGAAAGGAUCAUAAAUGUUUUCAUCUAAUUAGAAAUUGAAGUAAUAGUGAGGUCCCUUGCAAUUAGGGCUGCAGCUAACGAUUAUUUGAAUACUCAAUUACUCUUUGUGUUGAUAAUUUUAUCGGAAUAAAACACCAAAAAAAAAAAAGAUUUAACUCCUUAACGACAAUGGAAGUAAAUGUACGUCAUGGUGCUGUGGUACUUAACGCACCAUGAUGUACAUUUAAGCUCCGCCAUGACAGCGAGCAUCGGACCGGUGUUCGCUUCAUGCACAGCAGGUCGCGGCUGCUAUCAGCAGCCAGGGACCCACCGGUAAUGGCAGUAAUCCACGAUCGCACAAAUGUCUGCCAUUAACCCCUCAGAUGCCAAGAUUAAUAAGGCAGUGCGGUAAUUUCAAUGUAAAGUGUAAAAACAAAAUGCAAAAAAUUAAAAGUAAAAAAAUGUUAACAAUCCCAUCCCCCAAUAAAAACGUAAAUCAUCCAUUUUUUUAAAAAGUCCAAAAUUGCUGCAUUUUUGUUACAUUUUAUUCCCAAAAAAAUUAAUCAAAAGUAAAACCUAAGCAAAAGUGGUACCGAUAAAAACUACAGCCCUCAUACCGCCCCGUAUACGGGAAAAAUGAAAAAGUUGUAGGUUGUCAAAUUAGGGCUAUUGCAAACAUUUUUUUUAAGCGGUACAAUUAUAGAAAAGCAUAUAACAUGGGUAUCAUUUUAAUCGUAUUGACCCACAGAAUAAAGAAAACAUCUCAUUUUUACCAUUAAGUGUACAGCGUUAAAACAAAACCUGCUAAAUUGCGCUUUUCUUUUCAAUUUUCCCACAUAAAAUAUUUUGGGUUGCGCCGUACAUUUUAUGAUAAAAUAAGUGAUGGCAUUACAAAGUAAAAUUGGUGAUGCAAAAAACAAGCCCUAAUAUGGGUCUGUGUAUGAAAAUAUAAAAGAGUUAUGAUUUUUAGAAGGCGAGGAGGAUAAAAUGAAAAUGCAAAAAUAUAAUUGGCCUGGUACUUAAAGGGGUUAUCCAGGAAAAUACUUUUUUUUUAUAUAUCAACUGGCUCCAGAAAGUUAAACAGAUUUGUAAAUUAGUUCCCUGAUACAAGAAUGAGAAUUAAUAAUAAUAAAAACUGGAUCGUGCUUCAAUUAAAAUAUGAAAAUGUAUAUUUAUUACACUGUUUAAAAUAUGUAUAAUUUUAUGUCAGUAUAUCUUCUAAGCACAGGGCCCUUGUGCCGAGGGAAUUAUAUAAAAUAGAAUAAAAAUAACAAUAUCAACAAACACCGAUAACUUGCAUAGAAAAUGUAUAGGAAUCGAACAAUUUUAAUGUCACUUUGGAUGAUCCGGCCUCCGGUGAUCCGGAAAGUGAGCUAAAGUCCUAUAAAUGUUGUAAAUUCCAAAACAAUAUAGGUGAAUAGGGUAAAUUUAUAAUUACCAGUCUGCAAUAUACUUGUCACCUGCAUAGAAAAUGUAUAAGAUAACGUAAGUCCAGGUGACAAGUUGAUUGCAGUCUGGUAAUUAUAAUAUAUCCUAUUCACCUAUAUUGUUUUGGAAUUUACAACAUUUAUAGGACUUUAGUGUAAUAAAUAUACAUUUUCAUAUUUUAAUUGAAGCAUGAUCCAGUUUUUAUUAUUAUUAAUUCUCAUUCUUGUAUCGGGGAACUGAUGCUAACUUUGAGGGGUUGGCUACUGUUUAAACAAUUUCUUUGCUAUUCCCGAACCCCUGGUGUAGGUGUAUAGCCCUCUUACCUCGGUUAGCUAAUUGUAAUUUUUACAGAUUUGUAAAUUACUUCUAUUAAAAAAUCUCAAUCCUUUCAGUACUUAGGAG